GAUGGAAGCCAGUGGGAAGCUGCUACCCAUGGUCAUCCAGAUCCAGCCUCCCAGCGCCAGCUGCCCCACCCCACCACUGUUCCUGCCCGCAGAUCCUCCACUUGCCUGGCUCCUGGCUAAGUCCUGGGUCCGAAGCUCAGAUUUCCAUGUUCAUGAGCUCCAGUAUCACUUGCUGCACACUCAUCUGCUGGCUGAGGUUAUUGCUGUGGCCACCAUGAGGUGCCUCCCAGGACUGCACCCUGUCUACAAGGUACAUCCUCUACCCUCCAUGUCCCACCUCCCUGACAUCCCAGAGGAAGGAAACAACGCAACAAUUCUCUAGGAUUUAAAAAGCAUAAGCCACCUGUUUGGG
Myotis davidii is the source of this 352-nucleotide messenger RNA. RefSeq names its product arachidonate 12-lipoxygenase, 12S-type-like. Bases 2 to 322 code for a protein of 106 amino acids. The record is from RefSeq and is a predicted model, not a curated record. The transcript is spliced from 2 exons. NCBI's taxonomy places the organism in Eukaryota, Metazoa, Chordata, Mammalia, Chiroptera, Vespertilionidae. Gene Ontology annotation, molecular function: arachidonate 15-lipoxygenase activity; linoleate 13S-lipoxygenase activity; arachidonate 12(S)-lipoxygenase activity. Gene Ontology annotation, cellular component: sarcolemma; cytosol. Gene Ontology annotation, biological process: linoleic acid metabolic process; lipid oxidation.